UUGUUUUUAGAUCAGUUAUUUGUCUGUUCACCUCUGUGUCUGUUUCAGCUGAAGAUAAAAGUCCAGCAUCACUCAGCUCAUAUCGUAGUCGUUUCUCUAUGUUCAGACGCUUUGACAGAAAAGAAGAAACAUGAAGGUUUACCUGCUGCUGCUACUGCUGCUGCCACUCUGUUCAGCUGACUUUUACAUCGAGUGUUACGGUGAGGACUUCUUGUUUGUCAGAAACUUACUGCUGCAGUGCAAUAGUAAAGUCAAACAGGCCUGCUACACCAGAGAUUCUGGAGAAAAAGGCUGCAUUAAUCUGGAUGAAUGUGUUCGAAAAGGCUGGACCUGCUGCUACAGUGACCGCUGCAAUCGCAUGACCAAUCACAGCCCAGCAGACACUGACAUCAUCAAACCACAUGAUGUGAAAUAAAGCAAAGAGAUUUCCCAGAA
Molecule: messenger RNA, 435 nt
Organism: Lates calcarifer (barramundi perch)
Lineage: Eukaryota; Metazoa; Chordata; Actinopteri; Centropomidae
Exons: 3
Coding region: 131-415 (94 amino acids)
Source: RefSeq, a predicted model, not a curated record